GCUUUCACGUCCCCGUCCACGUCUCGGAAAUCGGAAUCUCUACCACCUCGCCUAGCUAGCCUUGUGCCUUGCCUACUACGUCAAAGCUGUCUUAAAUAAUUCCAUCUAAAUUAUUCAACAAAUUAAACGCUAUAUCAUCAUAUGAAUGCCAAGAAUUCCAGAAUCAAAUCCAUAUCAAUCAUCAUCAAGAUUUCCCCACCCCAGGCCAGCCUGCAAUUCUCAGAUGAGAUGUAAUUACUUAGUUCACGAAAAAUUGUUGAACACCAGUGAUGGCAAAGAGCAGUGGUGGGGUAUUUGGCGUUGUUUUCAUGGUUGUGAUGGUUAUGGCAGCGUCAGAGAUUUACCCAGAAGAAAGAAACGCUCUGUUGCAACUCAGGGAUGGCCUCCAAUCCAAUGCCAAUUUGCAUUCCAAAUGGACAGGCCCGCCAUGCGAGGGGAACACCAGCAACUGGCCUGGAAUUGCCUGCUCCGAUUGGCACGUUACCCGCCUCCUUCUCCAAGGAAUUAACCUCACAGGUUCCCUUCCCGUCUCUUUCCUGCAAAACUUAACUCUCUUGACUAAGCUCGACCUCACCAACAACUCUAUAUUCGGCCCUCUCCCCUAUCUCUCGCCGCUAUCCCGCCUCGAAUUCCUGUUCCUCUCGCAAAACCAGUUUUCGGGUUCUAUCCCGUUGGGAUAUAUUCAUAUCCCAAAUCUCAAACACUUGGGGCUUGACCGCAAUGGUCUUCAGGGUUCGAUCCCGCCUUUCGAUCAGCCAAGUUUGAUUGGUUUCAACGUAUCGGGAAACCGCCUGGAAGGGAAGAUCCCGGAAACCGCUGCCCUGCAGAGGUUUUCGGAGAGUUCGUAUGGUGAUAAUCCGGGUCUGUGUGGAAAGCCUCUGGACACACCUUGCCGGAUUCCUCCGCCGUCGCCGCUACCUUCUCCGCCGCCUACAAUCCCAAUGAAGAAGAAGAAGAAGAAGAAAGGUCUUGAGGUGUGGAGUAUUGCUUUGAUAGCAGGUGCUGGUGGUGCUCUACUCACUCUCUCCAUCAUGCUUAUUGUCCUCUGCUGCUGCUAUAGAAGGGCCCUCAGCAAAAAAGAAGCGGAAAGUGAACAAAAAGAGAGGGUUCCAACGGAGCAUACUGAAAGGAGGAGUCCCUGGUCUCGUGGCCCAGAGGACCCAGAGAAAAGAGUGGAGCUGGAGUUCUUCAACAAGGAGGGCAUAACAGUUGGUUUUGAUCUUGACGAUUUAUUGAGAGCUUCCGCAGAAGUUCUGGGGAAGGGGAAGCUCAGCACGACGUACAAAGCGACGCUGGAAGGUGGGAGCGUUGUGGCGGUGAAGAGGCUCAGCCAAAUCAACUCUGCGAGUAAGAAGGAGUUCAUCCAGCAGAUGCAGUUGCUGGGGAAUUUGAAGCAUGAAAACCUUGCGGAGAUCGUCUCGUUUUACUAUUCUAGAGAUGAAAAGCUGAUUAUAUAUGAAUACAUCCCCCAUGGAAGCUUGCACCACCUCUUGCACGAUAACAGAGGAAUUGGGAGAGUUCCAAUAAAUUGGGAAGUAAGAUUAUCCAUUGUAAAGGACAUAGCCAAGGGACUCGCUUAUCUGCACCACUCCUUACCGUCCCACAAGGCGCCCCACGGCAACAUCGCCUCCUCCAACGUAUUAAUCCAACAUAGAGACGGCAGCCAUCGCCAAGCUUACCAACCCAAGCUCGCAGAUUACGGCCUACUGCCCCUUCUCCCAUCUCGGGAAUCCUCGGCAAGACUAGCCGUGGCAAGAUCGCCGGAGUUCUGUCAAGGCAAGAAGCUGAGCGGCAAGGCGGAUGUGUACUGCUUCGGCAUUGUUCUUCUGGAGGUGAUCACGGGGAAGAGCCCCGGCGCCCUGGCCUCACCGGGAAACGCCGCCGGCGAUGGUGAUUUGACGGAUUGGGUUAAGGCGGUUGUGAACAAUGAUUGGUCUACCGAUAUUCUUGACUUGGAAAUACUUGCGGACAAGGAAGGGUACGAUGAGAUGUUGAAGCUAACGGACUUGGCUUUGCAGUGCACCGAUACGCAGCCGGAGAGAAGACCGACAAUGGGUCAAGUGUUGCGGAGAAUAGAAGUGAUUGAGGGUGAGGGUGAAGGCGAAGGUGAAAGGAAACAGUUUGUGGACACCCAUGCACAUGAAUCUCCCCAUCAUUCUUAAUUAAGCAUUUAAGCUAGCUCAAGUAUAUUAUAUUCUUGGUAUCGUAGUACAAUUAGUUCAUCAUAGUGUAGGAUACAGAUUUAAGAUUUAGUAGGAGUUAGUAUUGGAUAUAAAUAAUCUAACUAUACAACUUGACCUCGUAUAAGCGGAAGCGGUAGCGUGUUGAUUGUGUUGCCUCUU
Molecule: messenger RNA, 2342 nt
Organism: Ipomoea nil (Japanese morning glory)
Lineage: Eukaryota; Viridiplantae; Streptophyta; Magnoliopsida; Solanales; Convolvulaceae
Product: probable leucine-rich repeat receptor-like protein kinase At1g68400
Exons: 3
Coding region: 270-2162 (630 amino acids)
Biological process (GO): protein phosphorylation
Molecular function (GO): protein kinase activity; ATP binding
Source: RefSeq, a predicted model, not a curated record